Molecule: messenger RNA, 897 nt
Organism: Parascedosporium putredinis
Lineage: Eukaryota; Fungi; Ascomycota; Sordariomycetes; Microascales; Microascaceae
Source: the annotation of a GenBank genome assembly
AUGUACCUGACUAGCCGCUCGGUUGGUCAAGCGGAUACGACGAGAGCGUAUCUCGCGAACAUUGUGCAAGACGGAUACAAACUCCCUCGCGGACCCACCAUCCUGUCGCCGGAUAGGACCAUGGCUGCACUCAGGCGCGAGAUUUACCUUCGGAAACCGCACAUCUUCAAGAUGGCUACGCUACGUGAUAUCCGGCAGCUGUAUGGCGCGGACCACAAAGCCUUCUACGCGGGAUUCGGCAACCGAUUCACGGAUCAGAUCUCAUAUCGGACUGUUGAUGUACCCCGGAAUCGUAUCUUUACCAUCAACUCAAAUGCCGAGGUAUCUCUUGAUUUGCUUAGUCUCAACAAACUCAAGAUGACGUACAUGAACAUCAACGAAGUCGUCGAUCAUUACUUCCCACCCGUCAGCACGCUCAUCACGGGCGGAGGUGAAGACUUCACCGACUUCACCUACUGGCGCCAACCGGUACUUGACCUUGACGACUUCACCGCUAGUGAAACGGAGGAGAGCGGAGAUGGCGACGAUCAAGGCAGUGCCUAUGGUGAUGACGAUGAUGACGACGACGACGACAUUGCUGACGAAGAUGACGAUGAGUUGGGCGACGGCUUGGCGGACAGCUAUAUGUCGCGCGACUCUAUCGAUGACGGGGAGAGCAUCCUCAGCGGCAGCGUUGAAGGCGACGAGCAUAUGAUGGGGUCUAUGCUUGAGGAAGAUGAUGCUGAUGACGAAUACUACGAGGAUGCUGAAGAAGAAGGUAGCGAGAACCACGCGGGCUUACCGGUGGAAUCGACGCAGACAUUGUUGGACGAGCAGGAGUUUGUGAAGGAUCAUAGCGCAGAAGUCAUCACAGGUGUGAAGAAUCUGAGCAUGGGCAAGGAAAAAGAAUCUUCUUAA